Messenger RNA from Photinus pyralis (common eastern firefly), 913 nucleotides. RefSeq names its product methionine--tRNA ligase, mitochondrial-like. Gene Ontology annotation, molecular function: methionine-tRNA ligase activity; ATP binding. The record is from RefSeq and is a predicted model, not a curated record. The transcript has 3 exons. Bases 104 to 799 code for a protein of 231 amino acids. NCBI's taxonomy places the organism in Eukaryota, Metazoa, Arthropoda, Insecta, Coleoptera, Lampyridae. Gene Ontology annotation, biological process: methionyl-tRNA aminoacylation.
UAGGUUUCACGGUAUUUAUUGGCCCUCAUUUCUACUUGCCGCGAAUUUAGAACUUCCCAAAACCCUCUUUUGCCAUUCUCAUUGGACCGUGGAUGAUGAGAAAAUGUCUAAAUCAAAGAACAACGUCGUUUCUCCAUUUAAUAGAAGUUUAUUGUACACGUGCGACGGUUUAAGGUACUUUCUAUUGAGGGAGGGGGUGGCUCAUUCGGAUGGAAAUUAUAGUGACACAAAACUUACCCGCAUUCUCAACUCGGAGCUGGCGGAUACAUUGGGUAAUUUAUUAAGCCGCUGCUGCAGCUCUGCUUUAAAUCCUAAUCAGGUAUUUCCGGAAAUUGAUUCUGAAGCUUUUGAACGAGUGGCUUCCAUGGACGUGACAAAGAAAAUAAUGGACGCUGUCAUGAAGCUGCCAGAAAUAUGCGAGCAACACUAUUCGGACUUAAACUUUUAUAAGGUGGUCGAUGCAACUAUUGCAACGCUGCACGUUACGAAUUUAUUUUUCGAGAGCAUCAAACCGUGGGAAUUAAGGAAGAAGCCGGAAUCGAUGGACCAAUUGAACGUCGUCUUGCAUUUAACUUUGGAAACAUUGAGGAUCUGCAGUAUUAUACUGUCUCCCAUAAUACCUUCAAUUUCCGACCGUAUAUUGAACAAAAUGAGCGUGCCUAAAAGUCGAAGGCUAUGGAAAGAAGUGCGGAGUCAAUCGUGGAACGACCCCAGUUUCAAACAGGUUAAAUUAUCAACAAGUACGGCUGUCAUUUUCCAACGUAUUCUGGACGAGAGGAAGAAAAAUAGUAGGUUGUAACAGUAAAAAUGUACAGUUUUCAUUUUUAUUUCCUUCUCUAUGUACACGUAUUUCCAAGAUACAUUUAUAGUAAGGGUAUAAAACAUUGAUUUUGUUCAGUAAUCAGCACGAAUG